AUGUUUGCAAGAUGUGUUCCGAGGCAAGCAGCCCGUAGGGUAGUGAGAUCGAUCAGGUUGUCCCAUCAGAUGCCCACGAAAAGACGCUACUCCAACUCAAGCAUGGCUCCUACAGCCGAUGCUCCGUCUCCUGGAGCAGCUUUGGGAGGUUUGAAUACAGAGCUAGACAAGUUGUCCCCUCGCUUUGAUAUCUCAUCCUCACAAAUUGAGAUCCUGAGGUCUCCGUCCGAUUUCUAUGAGACCUUGAAGGCAAUAGGACAGACCAAGAUCAGAACAGCUGAACGGAGAAUCUACCUGUCCACGCUGUACAUUGGCAAGUCCGAGCACGAGUUGAUCCAAACCAUCCAAGAAUCUCUGAAACGCAACCCCAAUCUCAAAGUUUCCUUCCUGACGGAUUCCCUCCGAGGAACCAGAGAGACACCAAAAGCAUCAUGUGCUACACUGCUAGCAGCUCUGAUCGACGAGUUCGGCCCAAACCGUGUUGAAGUAUGCAUGUACCACACACCAAACCUGACCGGAAUCCGCAAAUCCAUCAUCCCCAAACGCAUCAACGAAGGCUGGGGAUUACAACAUAUGAAACUCUACGGUAUUGACGACGAGAUCAUCAUGUCAGGCGCAAACCUCUCAUCCGACUACUUUACCAACCGUCAGGAUCGGUAUCAUCUGAUCUCUUGCAAACGUAUCACCGACUAUUUUGCCAAGGUGCAUGAUACAGUGUGUAGCAUCAGCUACCGCGUGGUACCGAAUGCUUCUGCACCUGGAGGCUUCAACCUAGCCUGGCCGACCACAAACGCUCAUCCGGCUCCCUUGACAGAUCCCAAGGAGUUCAUCAUUCAAGCCACCAACCUACUUGCUCCUCUGCUAAAGCCUGCCACCACAUCUCUUGCACAGACAACCCAAACGGAUACACAAAUCUAUCCUCUGCUGCAACUAACACCUCUCCUCAAACCUGAUACAUCGACCGAACUGCCAGCUCUCACCACAAUCCUCAAGAAGUUGGCCACACCAGCGUUCGCAGGGAGCAAAUGGACCUUUACAGCCGGCUACUUCAACAUGACACCCUGGCUGCGUGACUUGCUCUUAGCUUCCAACCCAUCGUCUGCAAACGUGAUUGCCGCCUCACCAUGGGCCAACGGCUUCUACGGCUCCCCAGGCAUCUCAGGCAUGCUACCAGCGGCUUAUACCCUUCUGGGCCGCCGCUUCCUCUCCUCGGUCCAAAAAGCCGGGCUCGCCAACCAAAUCACACUCAAGGAAUGGAGAAAAGGCACCGUCAACACACCAGACGGAUGGACCUACCACGCCAAAGGCAUCUGGGUGACUCUGAAAGAUGAGUGCGGUCCCAGUGUGAGUUUGAUUGGCAGCAGCAAUUACACAAAGAGGAGUUAUAGUUUGGAUCUAGAGGCGAAUGCGUUGAUUGUCACGAGGGAUGUAGGCUUGAUGAAGAGGUUGAGGGAGGAAGAGGAGUGGUUGCAGGAGUAUGCUACCAAGGUUGAUCAGAGGACGUUUGAGAAGACGGAACGCAGGGUUGGGUUGCAUGUGAGGAUUGCCAUGUGGAUCGUGACGCUGGUUGGUGGUGCUCUGUAG
This is a messenger RNA of Aureobasidium namibiae CBS 147.97, 1584 nucleotides long. RefSeq lists its product as uncharacterized. Gene Ontology annotation, molecular function: CDP-diacylglycerol-glycerol-3-phosphate 3-phosphatidyltransferase activity. NCBI's taxonomy places the organism in Eukaryota, Fungi, Ascomycota, Dothideomycetes, Dothideales, Saccotheciaceae. Gene Ontology annotation, cellular component: mitochondrion. The transcript is spliced from 3 exons. The coding region runs from base 1 to 1584 and encodes 527 amino acids. Gene Ontology annotation, biological process: cardiolipin biosynthetic process. The record is from RefSeq and is a predicted model, not a curated record.